Oncorhynchus keta (chum salmon) is the source of this 5323-nucleotide messenger RNA. It is a transcript of the gene lurap1, whose product is annotated as leucine rich adaptor protein 1. The coding region runs from base 270 to 1319 and encodes 349 amino acids. The record is from RefSeq and is a predicted model, not a curated record. The transcript is spliced from 2 exons. Gene Ontology annotation, biological process: positive regulation of cytokine production; positive regulation of canonical NF-kappaB signal transduction. NCBI's taxonomy places the organism in Eukaryota, Metazoa, Chordata, Actinopteri, Salmoniformes, Salmonidae.
GUUAUGUUCUACAUCCCUGAGCUCAACAGCAGUAUAGUCUAUUAAUGUUUCCCAGUGUUCGGCAUAUUUGAAAAAACUAUAAAAGGACCUGGUGCAUUAUUUAUCCUAUUAUCUCUCUGGCGCAUUGAUUGUGGAGGAGUUGUGUAGGUCAUAGGAUGCCAGACAUUACACUUAGAGAUUUCUGUUAUUGCAGUUUAACAGACAAGGGUAUCCAAGAAACACAGCUAGAGGACGUAGUGUACUUUUGAUUUAACAAAGAACGGAAGAUUAUGGAUGAAGGCACAGUUUCCAACGACUCUGUUCCAGAUUUAAAAGAUUUGGAGGUGAAAAUCGGACGGAAGACACCGGAGGGUUUGCUAAAGUGGAUGCGGGAAGAGGCGUCAACGCAACGCGGAGAUGCCAAGUUGAACUCGCCGGAGACCAAAGACGGAGACAUCACAGAGAGGAAGAGCCUAGAUGAGAAGAUUCGAAAACUAAAAGUCGAUAUGGCCCACCUGCGCUCGGUGGAUGUGAAGAUCCUGCAGCAGCUGCUGGCGGUGCACGAGGGGAUCGAGGCAUGCAAGUGGCUCCUGGAGGAGCGCGGCACCCUGACCAGCCGCUGCAGCAGCCUGACCAGCAGCCAGUACAGCCUGGGAGAGGGCCCUGGAGGAGACACCUCCUGGAGAGACAGCUGGAGCAGCCUGCAGGACCCCCUCAAUGACAAGCUGGAUAACAUCUCUAUAGGUAGCUACCUGGACACCCUGGCGGACGACAUGGAUGAGUACUGCCCCUCUAGUUCUGAGUAUGCGCUGUGUUCUACUCCACUGGGGACUGAGAUGCCCACUCGGACUGGCGGAGGGACAGGUGCUGGGGUAGGGGCGGGGAGAGGUGCUGGUGUAGGGGCAGUGUCUGGGGCAGAGGUUUUGGCUGGGACAGGAGGUGCAGGAGCUGAGUUAGGACUAGGCACAGGGGGCAAGGUAGUUGUUGGGCCUGGGGCUCCCCAAGUCAAGCCAGAGAUCCCCAAGGAGGAGCCUCCCAUUUGGACUAAUGCCAAAAAGGUUGUGAAAGGAACCACCAUCACCAAGGACUCCAACCAAAUGCAGCAGCCCAGUAAGAGCAACGGCGUCCUGGAGAAGGCAGUCAGGCAAGCAGGAGGACUUGCUGACUCGGCCCGGGCCUGCCUGGCUGAGAGGCUGGGGAAAAACCAGAGCCCCAAAAUCAAACCCUAUAAGAACGGCAAGAUAGACCUGGAUGGCUGCAAGAUGAACGGCACAAUGCACCUGGAGUAUGACGCCCAUUGGCGAUGGGUGCAGUCGCAGGAUGAUGUUACAUUUCUGUGAGGUGGAUGUAUUACGCCACUAAAGACGCUUAGCCUGCUCCCAUGUGAUGACCAAACAGGUCAAGGGUUAAGAGAGAGGGGUCUUGGACUGGUGUUGUGGUUGAUUGCAGUUAUUAUACAAACUUCUACCAUUGCCAUUGUACAAGACAUCAGGUGUGGAUGAGUAGGAGAGCACAACACCAUUACAUUAUGUUCUAUUCACUCUAAAUGUGACUGCACUAAAUUUCUAGAACAUUGACAGUAUUAUAUUUGGGAUAAAGUUGAUAUUUUGUUUACCCUCUCUUCCUGUGUGCAUUGUAACAUACAGUACCAUAGAAAAUGAACAAUUUCCAAAAUAAAAUAUAUUUGUUACACAUACACAUCUAUAGAACCUAGUUAAUGACCAAAGUUUGCCCUUUACUGAUCAAUCCCAUGUCAAAGUGAUUGUAAAACACCCUAUGAAUUAUAGAUACCGGAAUCCUUCUCAUACAUACUAUACCAUAGCAUGCAAAGAGCAUCUCGAAUGUUCCUACUGUUUGCACACGUUUGCUAUUGUGGAUGUCCUAAAACUACCUAAAGUACUUAUACCAGUCAAUGCAAUAUGUAUAAUCAGUGUAUCGCAAUGCAAUGAAUCUGUGCUUCGGGUUCUUAUGUGGGUGGAUGUGUUAAAAUGUGUUAAAGAGUAUAAAUAUAGUUAUUUUGUGGAUUAUACAGUAUUUUUUCAUUUGGAAAGCAGAUGUUGUCAUUGGUGUAAUCCUAAACUAUUAUGUCUGUAUCUCCCAUUCCAAGAUAACUGCACUGUGUUUCUGAUAAUCCUGAUGGUUUAAAUGACUGAUUUGCCCUCUUUCAGUACUCUGCUGGUCUUAAUGAGUCCAAAUGUCUCUGUUAUUUUACUCAGUGUUGAGUGGUGUGAAGUUAUUUCAGUCAUUUGGGUGGGUGAAAAUUGCAUGACAUGUGCUGACUGGUUUAUUGGUAAAAAAAAUCACCAUGAAAAAUGUGUGAAAAGCUUAAUACAAUCAUCAGGGAAGGAACGCGAUAUUCCCUCGAAGCCUUUUUGUAUUCGGUUAUAAACAACCCACUCUCACACAGAACCAUCACCACUGAAAGCUAAUCAUAUCUCAACACUCCACGGGAGGGGUUGCCAGGACAACUGAGAGAGGGUGAGAGAGAGAGAGUUCACGUGUGUAUGUACAUGUGUGUGUGUGUGUGUGUGUGUGUGUGUGUGUGUGUGUGUGUGUGUGUGUGUGUGCGCACGUAUGUGUGUUUACAACUGGCUGCUGUGCACAGCUGCUCUGCUAGAUUUAGAUGAGGAUGGAGGCGUCUCAAGGGGCUGUUCUUUACUAGGCUAUUCCCCUUCCUUUUCAUCAUGGGAAAACAACACACUUCACUGCACCUAUCUGUAUGUUAGAAUCAAACAUGUCAAAGAAAUGAAUAGUGAUUAUCUCACCCCAUCACCCUCUCCCAUCCCAUCCCAUUCUACCCUGUCGCCAUUAGUCAUAUAAUGCACUGUAUUUGUGAGAUAAUGGACACCAGAUAUGGUUUGUGUAUUGCAUAGGCAUUGUGAAUGUUAUCAGAUCUAAUAAUAUAAUAUAUGCCAUUUAGCAGACGCUUUUAUCCUUACAGUCAUGUGUGCAUACAUUCUACGUAUGGGUGGUCCCGGGAAUCGAACCCACUACCCUGGCGUUACAAGCGCCAUGCUCUACCAACUGAGCUACAGAAGGACCACACAUGGAACGAGAUUAGUGUAACAAAUCAAUUUAGGAAGGAGUGUUUUCAAUUGAAUUAAGUUAGGAUUUCCCUUUGUGAUGUUUUGAAUUGUGUAUACUCAUGCCUUUACUUCCUUGUUAGCUGUCUUAGUUCUAUGGUCCCAGGGUGUCUGUCUCUGUGUGAUGUCUUUGCUUGCGUGGCUCCAGUUCUGUACCACUCAGCACUCCUAUCAGAGCAAACCUUAUAAUAUGUUUCAAGAUGAGUUCUCACUUAAAGACGUCAGCGAGACUCCAUGACGGGCAGGCAGGGUAGGCGGUGCUUACCCUGUGAUAGUCUAAUACAAAAUAAAAAGCUGUUGUGAAAUAAUUAUACACGCUUAAAAGUCAAAUAACUUCCUAAAACUGCAUCCAAACCUCAGGAAAGGAACCAGGGUAUCCCAUGCCUUCCCAUCCAUCAAAGCCAUUGAAAUCCUUGCCGUGCACUGCCUUUCCCGAUUCCAUCCCAGUCACUGUUAAUGGACAGGUUCAGCUUUGGCUAGUUUGACGUAGCUUCAUUGAAGACAGAUGUCAUAUUUUUGUGCGUGCGUAGUGCCCCAAUAUGUUGUGUGGGUAUUGCCCUGGGGUAAGCUGUGCAUAUUUGGCCAUGUCCACGUGAUGAGUGUUACAUUUCAUCUUAUAUAAUUUUUUUUAAAAAUCUGAAAAGUUCCCCUGUCUGAUAUUAGUGUCCAUUCCAUGUGUUGUUGUAAGUGUAUUUUAAAUGUCUCACACUUCCUUUUACUUCUGCAUUCCCCCUCAACAUCCCCCCUUACCUCUUCCCUGUCUACUGUAUCUACAGUUGAAGUCGGAAGUUUACAUACACUUACGUCAUUCAGAAAAAACGAGUAAUUAAAACUCGUUUUUCAACCACUCCGCAAAUGUCUUGUUAACAAACUAUAGUGUUACUAAGUCGGUUAGGACAUCUACUUUGUGCAUGACACAAGUCAGUUUUCCAACAAUUGUUUACAGACAGAUUCUUUCACUUACAAUUCACUGUAUCACAAUUCCAGUGGGUGAAAAGUUUACAUACACUAAGUUGACAUGCCUUUAAACAGUUUGGAAAAUUCUAGAAAAUUAUGUUGUUGCUUUAGAAGCUUCUGAUGGGCUAUGUGGAUGUAUUUCGAGGCCUACCUUCAAACUCAGUGCCUCUUUGCUUGACAUCAUGGGAAAAUCAAAAGAAAUCAGCCCCCAAAAAUUGUAGACCUCCACAAGUCUGGUUCGUCCUUGGGAGCUAUUUCCAAACGCCUGAAGGUUCCACGUUCAUCUGUACAAACAACAGUACACAAGUAUAAACACCAUGGGACCACGCAGCCGUCAUACUGCUCAGGAAGGAGACGCUUUCUGUCCUAGAGAUGAACUUACUUUGGUGCGAAAAGUGCAAAUCAAUCCCAGAACAACAGCAAUGGACCGUGUGAAGAUGCUGGAGGAAACAGGUACAAAAGUAUCUAUAUCCACAGUAAAACGAGUCCUAUAUCGACAUAACCUGAAAGGCUGCUCAGCAAGGAAAAAGGGGGAGGCUUGCAACCCGAAGAACACCCUCCCAACCGUGAAGCACAGGGGUGGCAGCAUCAUGUUGUGGGGGUGCUUUGCUGCAGGAGGGACUGGUUCACUUCCCAAAAUAGAUGGCAACAUGAGGAAGGAAAAUUAUGUGAAUUUGUUGAAGAAACAUCAGUCAGGAAGUUAAAGCUUGGUCAUAAAUGGUUCUUCCAAUUGGACAAUGACCCCAAGCAUACUUCCAAAGUUGUGGCAAAAUGGCUUAAGGACAACAAAGUCAAGGUAUUGGAGUGGCCAUCACAAAGCCCUGACCUCAAUACCAUAAAAAAAUUGUGGGCAGAACUGAAAAAGCGUGUGUGAGCAAGGCCUACAAACCUGACUCAGUUGCACCAACUGUCAGGAGGAAUGGGACAAAAUUCACCCAACUUAUUGUGGGAAGCUUGUGGAAGGCUACCCGAAACGUUUGUCCCAAGUUAAACAAUUUAAAGGCAAUGCUACCAAAUACUAAUUGAGUGUAUGUGAACUUCUGUCCCACUGGGAAUGUGAUGAAAGAAAUAAAAGCUGAAAUAAAUCAUUCUCUCCACUAUUAUUCUGACAUUUCACAUUCUUAAAAUAAAGUGGUGAUCCUAACUGACCUAAAACAGGGCAGUUUUACUGGGAUUAAAUGUCAGAAAAAACUGAGUUUAAAUGUAUUUGGCUAAGGUGUAUGUAAACUUCUGACUUCAACUGUAUGCGGAAGAGUUAGGUUACUGUAAAACUGUCCCAUGGAAAUCAUUAUCAAUUGUAUAUG